This is a messenger RNA of Morus notabilis, 911 nucleotides long. RefSeq names its product auxin-induced protein 6B. Gene Ontology annotation, biological process: response to auxin. Lineage: Eukaryota; Viridiplantae; Streptophyta; Magnoliopsida; Rosales; Moraceae. The transcript has a single exon. The coding region runs from base 123 to 569 and encodes 148 amino acids. The record is from RefSeq and is a predicted model, not a curated record.
UCCAAAGACCGUUUUACUUAACCCCCCUCUCUCUCUCUCUCUCUCUCUCUCCGCUUCUUCACUUUCCCUCUCUUUUUCUCGAGAAACAAACACGCGGAGAAAAGGAAUAGAGAGCAAAGAAAAUGUCGCCGGCGAUAGCGAAAUCGUGCAACAAGAUCCGCCACAUUGUCCGGAUACGGCAGAUGCUGCAGCAGUGGCGGAGGAAGGCGCGCAUCGCGGCCUCACGCGCUCUCCCUCCGCCGCCCGAUGUGCCGGCUGGACACUUGGCAGUCUGCGUGGGGAGCAGCUCCAGGAGGUUUAUCGUGCGCGCGACGUACAUGAACCACCCGAUGUUCAAGAAGCUUCUGGUGCAAGCCGAGGAGGAGUACGGCUUCGCCAGCUACAACGGCCCUCUCUCGAUCCCCUGCGUCGACGAGGCCUUCUUCGAGGAGGUCCUCCGAGUUGUCUCCCGAUCCGACUCAUCCAACUCGGGCCGCUUCUGCCAUGUGGACAUCAGGAAGCGCCUCGAUCUUCUCGGCGCCGAAUCUCGGCCGUUGCUUCACGAUCUCUCCGAUAAAUCCAUCUGUUGAGAACGAGUCAAGACUCGUCCAAAUUCACGAACGAGUGGCGCCACUAAACUUUCCUUUUUUUUUCCCCUUGUUUUUCUUCUUUUGAAUUUUUUUACUAUAUUUUUAAGUUAUUAACUAAUUGAUUUUUAUUUUUAGUUUUUUGGAAAUUUUCUUGGUUGCUGUGUAAAAGUAAUUACUAGGGUUUAAGACUUGAGACUUUUUUUAGUGUUUUUUGUUUUUUGGCUGAGUCGUCCCGAGUUGAAUCAGACGAGUUGGUGAUGGCUUUGUUCACUUGAGAAAGUGGAUAAAUUUCUAAAGACUGUACUGACUUUGAUCGUAUGAAUGAUACAGCGAAUGUUUUUU